UAUUUCUGUUUUAUUUCUCCAGCAAUCGUGGCUCAACACGCGUGUGAAUCUCUUUUGAGAUCCAACGUGAUGCUACAGCGGAGCCUACUUCGUCGCACACCUGAGGCAAGUGCGAGCACACAUGUGCGCAACAAUCAUGCAUGUUUCAUGAUCGAUCAACGUGACCUUGUGGCUGCACACGCAUGAGAGGCACGUGCAGAUGACGGGAAAGCCACGCACCGCGAGUCGGUGGCGCAAAUAUAGGUCAUGCAAGCAAACAAGCGCUCACUCGGAAAUGCAUUGGAUUAUAUACGGAAUAUUUUGGUUGCCGCUGCACAUGCUUCGACCGCGAGCGAGGAGCCCUCCCCUCACGGGAGUUGGCUCUGGAAAGGCGAGAGGAUACCACAGCCAAACAUGACAAGUGACCGCGCGCAGCACGAGCGCGCUCAGUGGGAGUGGAAGUGCGAAGGAAGGAAAGCCGCCCGGUGUUGUGGCAUAAAUCCACGAGGUAUGACAACCAGCGCGAGCCCAUCGGGUGCACGUUGCAUCGCGCCGCAUCGGGUUCAGGACCAGCUGACAGGAUGAGCUGAAACAUUACGCGCAAGCGAGCCAAGCGCCAAGGGCAACGGUCUCCGCUGACCUCUGUGGAAACGAUCCCCGCGUCGCUCUUACCAUCGUCUGGCGGAGGUUCAUGAAGAAUGUAAGCGCGCGCGGAUCGCUCUGAGCGGAUCGCUCCGAGCGGGCUGGAUGAAGCCCUCGGCCUCGGUGUCAUGCGUCCUGCCCCGCAGCCGAGCGCGCUCCUGAUCGUCGCCGCUGCCGCUUUCCUGCUUUGCACGGGGACGGUCGCGUCGCCGCUGCUCUCGCCGGGCUGCCCUGAGCGCUGCUUGUGCGACGAGCAGUUGGUGGUUCAAUGCGCUGGGCAGCACCUAAGCAGAUUCCCCGCGGACCUGCCCCUGGCCACCCGGCAGCUGAUCAUCUCCAACAAUUUGAUCGAGGAGCUACCGCCGCUGGCGCUCAACUACCUCUCGGACCUGGUCUACCUGGACUGCAGCAACAAUUCCUUGAACGAGAUCUCUCAGUCCACGUUUGGGAAUCUGCGCAAGUUAGCCUACCUUGACCUCUCGUUCAACAGCCUCACCCGCAUCGAGGACAGGACCUUUGCACCCCUGGACAGUUUGGUCAUGCUGCGGAUGACGGAUAACCCGUUCCUCUUUGAGAUCCACCGGGACGCAUUUGCGGAGAACCCGGUCCUCCAGGUGCUCGACGUGAGCAGGAACAACUUGACGGUGCUCAACGUCAGCACCCUGAUCUCUCUACCUGUCCUGCGCUCAGUGGGUCUCAGUGGCAACCCAUGGAGCUGUGAAUGCUUCACCGAGGAGCUGGCUCUGUGGGUCCACUUGGAGGGCUUCAAGUUUCAAGACGAAGGCCAGACCACGUGCAGUUCCCCGGACGACCUGCAGGGCCUUCGCCUGGGUGAGGCGGCCAUCCAACUUGGGACGUUGUGCCGCCACACUUUGGGUUCCUGGGACUAUCUUUUCUUCGUCAUCAUCGGCUUUGUCAUCUUCGCAGCGGGCACCGUACUGGCCUGGGUCACGGGGGUCAUCAUGGUGGUUUACGAGCGCUAUAUCAAGACGAGAGAUGAGCAUCUGGAACUGGACGAGGACGAGGAAGGGGCCGCGGAGUCGGGGCGGACCCACGAGAAUGCUUUGUUAAAACACACUGUUACUGUUUAGGAGGUGCAAAUAAGAGCGAUGAUUGCAGCAGCAAAGUUCUCCACUUUCAGCUUCCUGGUGUCUCCUUACUGGCACUCACCUUCCUGGAACACGCCAAGCAGCAUUCAAUCAAAGUAACACUUUAUAUUAAAGUCUUCGAAAGGAGAAACUCAGGAUUGAACGUGUGCGUGUUUGCUCUUUCUGGUUUGCAGCAGUCACCUCUGUAACUGGAGACCAGAAGGUCAUGAAGGUCAUUUUUUGCAUGGCAAUCCCUUCACUUACACAAAAUGCACUUCACUGCGUGUAUGUGUUCAGUUAUGACUACAUUGGUGCAAUAUCUCUAUACGUGCGAUAUCUUUUUU
This is a messenger RNA of Syngnathus typhle (broad-nosed pipefish), 2053 nucleotides long. Its product is annotated as leucine-rich repeat-containing protein 52-like. Gene Ontology annotation, cellular component: voltage-gated potassium channel complex. Lineage: Eukaryota; Metazoa; Chordata; Actinopteri; Syngnathiformes; Syngnathidae. The record is from RefSeq and is a predicted model, not a curated record. The transcript has 2 exons. Gene Ontology annotation, molecular function: transmembrane transporter binding; potassium channel activator activity; voltage-gated potassium channel activity. Bases 750 to 1712 code for a protein of 320 amino acids.